Molecule: messenger RNA, 430 nt
Organism: Rhagoletis zephyria (snowberry fruit fly)
Lineage: Eukaryota; Metazoa; Arthropoda; Insecta; Diptera; Tephritidae
Source: RefSeq, a predicted model, not a curated record
GACAGCAGGCGUUUGAAUGCACAAGCAUCUUACUGAUGUAACCGUACCCAAUCACAAAAGCUACUUCAAUCCGGAUAUAUGCAGUCAUAGCUACUGUAUUUUUGCGAGUUCGCGGGGCAAAGUAAAGUACUCGAUCCUCAGCAUCGGUUGCUAUUUCGCCCGGCAAAUAGAUGAGGUUUGGCUACGCAUUGAGCUGUAUCGGAAAGUUGCAACAAAAUACCAAAUCACGUCGUUCGGUGCUGUGCGGAACUUUUGCAAUUUCUCUCAAGGAAAUGUCACCGUAAAUAAUUUGCCGACAAUGUUUCAAAUCAGUGCCGCUUUUCUGCCACCAGCUGAAUAUUUAAUGAGUUCGGUUUCAAGUAAAGCAGUGGUUUUUGGUGUUAUUGUAGGUCAUACAAAUCGCGACCUACAACGUGAUCCUCCGUCCUAA